AAAUGGCUUUAAAUAAUAGAAAUUCCUGGUAUACUAUUGAAUCCGUAGGUGUUAUAAUAGAGAUUCAUUAAAGGUUAUUGAACUUGUAGAGAGAAGUGGGCGAUAGUACUAACUUGAUCGUAACUAUUAGACCAUUCAAAAGAGAAAUAAUAUUGUUCAAAUAGAACUAGCUAAUAACAGGCAAUUUAAUAAGAUAUACAGUGUAUGUCAGUAAACUGGUACAGAUAGAAUAUUUAGCUAUUAUUGAUGCGGCUUCCUAGAAAGUACGUUGCCGGUGGAUAUCAAUAAAUAUUACUAAUGUGUAAACUAUUUGCAAAGUGAAAAACGUUAAUCAACGUAAAUCAUACGCUUAAUCGAACUCGAUUAUUGAUUAAAGCUUGAAUUGUUUGAAAUAGUAUAUGUAAUUUCGUGUGUGAAUAGAAAAUAAAUCCAAUUGUUCUAUCAAUCCCUCAUCUCUCCCUCUUAUUCUAUUUCUGCUUCUUCCUCCUCCUCAUCAUUUAACGAACAUGUCUGAGAGUGAUGAUUCUGAAUCUGAAACUGAGACGACGAAAUGCGAAUUAGUGUUAAAAAAGAAAAAGAGACCUGUAAAUACUUCAACUAUAUCGCCCUAUUCGGCGAAGUUGACAAAUCCCGUCCGGAAAAGGGAUAUAAGGAGACGAGAAUUUGAUAAGGAUUUAAAUGAGAGUAGUUUGGCGAAAGAGAUUAGAAAUGUUCCUGGAAGACCCAGCUUUAAAUCUCCUGAAGAUUAUUACGAUGAUAUAAUAGCCUUGAAAAAGAAAAUUAAAAAUCUAAAUGAAGAAAAUUCGAUUUAUAAAUUAAAACUAAGGAGAUUAGAAGAAGAGAAUAAUAAGAAAGAAAAGGAAAUUGAUCAAUUACUUAAUCCAAAUAAAAAUCAAAAUUUAAGAAGAACGCUUGGAGAUAGGAAAUCCGAAUUGUCUUCCUUAGUUUACAGUCUUAAACAGAAGAUAUUUAAACUGGAAACGAAAUUGAAGGAAAAAGAAACAUUGUUAAACCAAUUACACAAUCAUCUUAAAACAACAACAGUAGAGGAACUACAAAUUGAAAGAAAGGUAUUUUUAGAAGAAAUACAACGUCUAAGAGCCCUCAUAGACUUUUCCAACCAAGACAAGAAUAACAUGAAACAAAUCUCGUUAGCAAAAAAGACGGCUAAGCUCACUGUCAAUCAAAAUUUACGACUAAGGGAAGAGAAUCUACAUUUAGGAAAAGAAAUAGGAAAGCUAUUAUCUGGGGAGGAGAUUGACCAAGAGGAAGAUGAGAAAAUAAUUCAUCAAAGAAUAACUGAUGGCCCCUUCAGAUAUCAUCAAAAUGUUAUCAAAAGACUCUUCGAAGAAAAGGAGCAUUUUAAAAGAAAAUAUGAACAAAAAAGAAAAGACUACAAACUCCUCAAACGAGAAAAUGAAUCUCUUAUAAAGAAACUUGGCACUUCUGACUCAGCUUUUAACGACAAUACGGUCGAACUGUUACAAUCAACUAUGAGAGGUCACGUGUUCAGAAAGACAGAGAUGAGCAGGAAGGAUUAUGAUGACCAGAUUGCAUGUCUAGAUAGAAGUGAUAAUGACGAUAUUAUGGGAGCAGACAGCGAAAAAGAAUCUACUUAA
This is a messenger RNA of Dimorphilus gyrociliatus, 1619 nucleotides long. NCBI's taxonomy places the organism in Eukaryota, Metazoa, Annelida, Polychaeta, Dinophilidae. The record is from the annotation of a GenBank genome assembly.